AUGGGUGACGUGCUCUUCAAGUCACUCGACGUCUUCUCAUCCGAUAUGCCGUGGUAUCACUGCGUCGGAUCGAAGAGCAGAGCUUAUUGCCAUUCAACCCAACGCGAUUGUCGCAGUGUGAAACCAUUUGGAUAUUUACCUAGCCUCUACCAACGGCGAUAUUAUAAUGUUGAUGUGUUCACUGCACAACUCAGCAACGAAUUGAGGUCCGUGAAUUUGACGGACACGAUACCUCUUGUGCACUAUAAUGAUGCGAUUGUGAUCACUACGUUGACUACCAUUAUUUUCAUUUUUCAAGCAAUGGUUCAUGCGGAGACGAGGAAUGCAUUCGUUUUACAAAUGGCUCAAGGCGAUUUCAACGUGUUUUCUCAAACAUAUUUAAAUCUGAAUAACUACACUGUGAAAGCUAAUCGAGCUAGUUCAAAAAUCUACGCAAUAUUUAUGGGAUCGCUAGAAGCAUAUGGAGAUCUUUAUCCACCACUUAUAUUCAUUUUGUCUUUGUUCGGAACAGUUUCCGCUAUAUCGAGCAAGGACUGUUACCUUUUUCAAGUCAGUCUUGCAACUAACGUCUUGCCAAUGACAGCUCUUGUUGUAUUGUUGUGUGAGCUUUUCGUCAUCGUUUUCUUUUACGGAAUCAGACGUCUGUUCUCCAACGUUGCCACAAUGGUCACUAGCGGAACAAGGAGGCACUCACAAAUUAAGAUGACCGAUUACUUAUUGAACUUGUUAAUGGCAGCUCUAUGGAUCGGAGUGAUUCCAAUCGCUCUAAGUCCAGCAGAACCUAUCCUAAAUAUGCAAUGCAACUGGGAACGUGGACAGAAGAGAGACGGCAAGAAACACGGUGAUGAAGACAGAAUUUCGGCGGGAGAUUUUAAAAAGAUCAGAAAAGGGUGUGAAGGUGGCAAGAAGAGCAAGCGAGAUGAGCAAAAGAAAGCCAGCCCAAGUAAACAAGGAAGAAAAAGUGAAGGACGACUAGAAGGAGGCAAAAUAAAUGUGGACCGACAGAACAGAGAAAAACUGGAUGAAAAUCAUGUCAGUAGAGGACAGAAUAAGAAAAGUUAUGGAAGAAAAGGUCAUAGGCUAAGUGGAGAAGGAAUGAGCGGUGAAAGUUGUAGCCGAGAACGUCAUGGUCGACAUCGUGCCGGUGGAGAAGUAGUGAGCGGGGAAAGUCACAGCCGAGAAGGGUAUAGUCGAAAUCGUACCAGUGGAGAAGCGUUGAGCAGGGAAAGUUAUAGUCGGAAAAGGAGUCGGGAAGAGAAACGCCAUAAAAAAGCGAGCCGUGACUCACAAGACAACGAAGGUGAGGAAUAG
Angiostrongylus costaricensis is the source of this 1311-nucleotide messenger RNA. Lineage: Eukaryota; Metazoa; Nematoda; Chromadorea; Rhabditida; Metastrongylidae. The record is from the annotation of a GenBank genome assembly.